AUGUUUACCCAGCAACUCCCCUUUAUAUUUAAACCCUAUCCUUUCCCCUUGGCUCAUCUGUUCUAUCUGGGUGUGAGCCUCGUGCUGGUCCUGAGCUCCGGCUCCCUCCUCCUUUCUCUGCUGGCUGCCGUCCUGUUAGCUGCAGGCUGGCUUCUGAUGGACUCGUACUAUGUUCAGUACGUAGAGUGGUGUCUCAGGGAGGACCUGUGGGACAUACAGAAAACCUACAUGAAGAGGGAAGAGUCCCAUUUCUGGGUGGCUGAGUCUGAAGGGGAAGUGGUGGCCCUUGUAUCUGCCAAGCCCGCGUCCCACGAUGAGCGCAUGCUGGAACUGGCACGGCUGUCGGUCAGAUAGAGCCAUCGGAACAGGGGCAUUGCCAGAGCGCUGUCCGGGACAGUCCUUAGCUUUGCCCAGCAGUGUGGCUACAAGGCGGUGAUCCAUGAUGAAUCUGGAGGGCCAGAGGCUGUACCGGAGCCUGGGGUUCAGAGAGAUCUACCAUUUCUCUUUCAAAAAGCUAGUGGGAAAGAUAUUCGAGGAUAUUACUGUGAAAGUUACUAGUGACCCCCCUUAACAGCUAGCAGCCUUUAUGUCAUCCAGUGGCCAUUAGGGGAAAGCAAAUACCUCACUACACAGUAGCCUGAACUUUUAAACUGUCUUCUCUCCUCUGCCUUGAGGCAGAGG
Trachemys scripta elegans is the source of this 681-nucleotide messenger RNA. Its product is annotated as putative N-acetyltransferase 8B. Lineage: Eukaryota; Metazoa; Chordata; Testudines; Emydidae. The record is from RefSeq and is a predicted model, not a curated record. Gene Ontology annotation, molecular function: N-acetyltransferase activity.